AUGGAGAGAAACCCCACUGGUGGAAUCUUCUGCCCUCUCCAAAGCCGCAGGAUGGUAGAUGCGAACUUGCACCAGAUCCGCGUCUUCCUCAAACUCGAGAAUCUCCAACCCUCUGGCUCCUUCAAGUCAAGAGGGAUCGGCAACAUUGUCCGCCAAAGUCUUCUGACCCAUCCCAAUCCCGAAACGACACAUUUCUACUCAUCCAGUGGGGGCAAUGCCGGUUUAGCAUGCGUGACAGCUGCUCAGUCGCUUGGGCGCCCUGCAACUGUCGUCGUGCCGACCAGCACCACGUCAUUGAUGAUAGCGCGCAUCAAGACUGCUGGAGCACAGGAAGUCUUACAGCAUGGUGAUUCGUGGCGAGAGGCCGAUGAGUACUUGCGCGAAGUGGUGAUGCCGGCUGGCAGAGCGAGGGGGGAAGAUGCUGUGUAUGUGCCACCGUUCGACCAUAAAGAUGUCUGGGAUGGAAAUGCAACCUUGAUCGAGGAGUUGUAUGAACAGCCGGACGCGAUUGUUUGCAGUGUUGGUGGCGGUGGGCUGUUCUCUGGCGUCCAACUAGGUUUGGAGCGGAGACGUUGGGAUGACACCCAGGUGAUUGCGGUGGAGACAGAGGGGGCGGCAAGUUUGGCGCGUAGCCUGGAGGCGGGAAAGCUGACGACCUUGAAUGAGAUCACAUCCAUCGCUACGAGUCUUGGGGCAAAGGAGGUCGCUCCAAAAGCUUUUGAGUUGGCGCAGCGGCCCAAUGUAAGGAGUAUGGUCUUGAGCGAAGCCGAGGCUGCUAUGGGAUGCUGGCGAUUGGCGGACGAUGAGAGAACGAUUGUUGAGCCAGCUUGUGGUGUCAAUGUCGCCCUAUGCUAUGACGGACGAUUGAAGCGAAGUAUGCCGUGGUUGACCAAAGAGAGUAAAGUCGUGAUCAUACUCUGUGGCGGAUCUAAUAUCACCCUGGAGACACUGUUGGAGUACAAAUGUGUCUAUGGAGAUGUGGAGAAACAUCUCCCUCGAACUGACGAUAUUCCUAGCAAUGUGACAGGAUCGACGAAGAUACUCAAAGUCGGACUUGCGGUGGCAUGA
Bacidia gigantensis is the source of this 1068-nucleotide messenger RNA. RefSeq lists its product as uncharacterized. Lineage: Eukaryota; Fungi; Ascomycota; Lecanoromycetes; Lecanorales; Ramalinaceae. Gene Ontology annotation, molecular function: threonine deaminase activity; L-serine ammonia-lyase activity; pyridoxal phosphate binding. The record is from RefSeq and is a predicted model, not a curated record. Bases 1 to 1068 code for a protein of 355 amino acids. The transcript has 2 exons. Gene Ontology annotation, biological process: L-serine catabolic process; L-threonine catabolic process.